AGUAUGGAAGUUAUGGCAUACCCGUGGAAGUUAUGGCAUACCUGUGGAAGUUAUGGCAUACCCGUGGAAGUUAUGGCAUACCCGUGGAAGUUAUGGCAUACCUGUGGAAGUUAUGGCAUACCUGUGGAAAUUAUGGCAUGUCUGUGGAAAUUAUGGAAUGUUUACAAAAAAAAAAAAAAAUUUUUUUAAUAGUAAUAAUAACAAUAAAUUUUAG
Molecule: messenger RNA, 214 nt
Organism: Entrophospora candida
Lineage: Eukaryota; Fungi; Glomeromycota; Glomeromycetes; Entrophosporales; Entrophosporaceae
Source: the annotation of a GenBank genome assembly